UUAAAGUUCCUGUAGCUAACUCGUUUUUGAGAAGUACAGGCUUCUAUAAGUGCAUUGGAAGAAUGAUUUCACAUUCUUUUCUACAUGCUGGAUCACCACUAUUUGGAAUUUCUAAAGUAGUUGUUGAUUAUUUGGUAUGUGACAAAGAUGAGAUUCUUUUAAUAGAAGUUGUGGAUAUACCGGACAUUCACCUGAGGAUUGCAUUGAAUGAGUUGAACAGCCUUGGCAAAGAUGAAGCUCCUGGAACUGCAUUGAAAGAUGUUUUAACUCAGUACAGAGCUGAAGCUUCAAUUUUAGAUACAUCAUUCUCUGUUGCAAAUCGUCAUGUUAUUGCCCAGCAAAUCAUGUUACAUGUUGUCAUUACUUGUAGAAAAUCAAAGUUGCAAGAUCUAGCUGAUGGAAUGAAUGAGUUUGGACUGAUUGAUUUCCUGAAAAAACACAAAGAUGUUGUUCAACCACAACUUUUCCACAAUAAACUGCUUCUCUUAUUCAUAAAGGCGCCUUAA
Messenger RNA from Xenia sp. Carnegie-2017, 506 nucleotides. RefSeq lists its product as uncharacterized. Bases 63 to 506 code for a protein of 147 amino acids. The transcript has 2 exons. The record is from RefSeq and is a predicted model, not a curated record. NCBI's taxonomy places the organism in Eukaryota, Metazoa, Cnidaria, Anthozoa, Malacalcyonacea, Xeniidae.